Molecule: messenger RNA, 1684 nt
Organism: Biomphalaria glabrata
Lineage: Eukaryota; Metazoa; Mollusca; Gastropoda; Planorbidae
Product: mitochondrial carrier homolog 2-like
Exons: 11
Coding region: 59-1021 (320 amino acids)
Source: RefSeq, a predicted model, not a curated record
UGGUAUCUAAGGACAAAAUCUUUACACUUUCCUGUCACGUGAUACUUUGUUUAGAAACAUGGCUGCCCUUGCGUUAGCGCAGUACGGGAGCGGUGCCGUUAUUACGGCACUCUUGCAUCCUUUUGGUUAUGCAAAAGUGUUAAUGCAGGUUGGCCAUGAACCUUUACCUGCAGAAAUUUCAAAAACAUUCAUCUUCAGGAAAGAUGUUUUGGUUUAUCCCAACAUUUUCAGAUACAUGGGGCAUAUCAGGAAAGUUGAUGGUUUCUUUGGAUUAUACAGAGGUGUUGUUCCACGAGUUCUUGCAGGCACCAUAGGCAAUAUUGUACAAUACAACAUUCAAGAUAAAGUAAAAAUAGUUGACAAAAAGAACAAGAAGAGGGAUGAGCUUGGUACUAAAGAGGAAGAAGAGGAGUUUAUUCCUUGGUUAAAACAGUUUGCAAAAGAGACUACACAGGAUACUCUAGGCAGGUGCUGUGGUGUUAUUGUUAGCCACCCAUUUCACGUAAUUAUGGUCAGAUGUAUGGUGCAGUUUGUUGGCAGAGAAACACAGUACAACUCUGUACUGUCAUCAGUUAAAGAAAUUUAUCAUCAUGAUGGUGUUUUAGGAUUCUUUUCUGGUUUAGUACCUCGGGUACUUGGAGAAAUUAUAGCAAUAUGGGUGACCAGUUUUCUAGCUAAGCUCCUCAACAAAUAUUUUAUACAAGAAAAGGAAUUGAAGUCCUACACCUCAGCUGCAUGUGGGCUAUUUGUUGCUCACUUCACUUAUCCUUUUACACUUGUGACCAACAUAAUGGCAGUCAGUGGAAGUGGACUUGCUGCUGGCUCACCACCCUACAUGCCAUUGUAUGACAGCUGGUUUAAGUGUAUGAUCAGUUUAUCUGAAGAUGGUGACUUAAAACGUGGAGCCAAUGCAUUCUGGCGUUUCAGCAAAUCUAAGCAUUUGCCAGCUCUUACAAGAUAUCGCUCUAAGCCAAGCACUACAACAUCCUAUUCAAGGCCAUCCCACCAUAGCUUCAAAUAAAAUAGUUACAAGGCUGUAAUGUUCCAGUAUGUUAUACAAGUGAUUUUUACAUAUUGUCAAUAAUAUUCUAUCACUUCUUUCCAUUCAAACAUACUUAUAAUUUUAUUACAUCACUCCCAAAAUUUCCUAUUUAUUUUCUAGAAUUCUAUACAGUUAUUAUAAAUCACACAUUUUUUUCUGUUGAUUAGUUCCAAGUUUACAUUGCAAAGAAUUCUGUCCUAGAAUGACUAGCAGAUUGUGAUUUUAACAUGAUUUUGUGUUUUAUGUUCUGUACUUUUCAAGUACUUUGAGAAUAAUUAUUUAUAUAAUGAUUAAUGACAGCUCUUCCAGGUUCUGGUCAUAUUCUACACAUAAAUUUUGAUGCCUAAAAGUUGUUUGCGUUAAGUUAAUGAACACAACAAUCUUGUGCUAAGAAUAUAUGAUUGUGUACAUACAUUUGUACAAAUUAUAACACAUAAUAGGUAGUUUUGAACUUUGGCCUCAUAAACAUUGUUUAGAAUGCAACAACUUGCAAUGUCUUUGAUGGUGAACUGAACUUGUCUGAGUUGUGUUCCUUAUAAAUUUUUUUUAAUCUGUUGAGUUUUUUUGCAUACAAGAGAUUGAAUGAACAAAAUACAUUAAGUAAUAAGCUGAAAACUCAAUAAAAUGCAUUUAAAAAAAACA